Vespula vulgaris is the source of this 4723-nucleotide messenger RNA. It is a transcript of the gene sim, whose product is annotated as single-minded homolog 2. Gene Ontology annotation, molecular function: DNA-binding transcription factor activity, RNA polymerase II-specific; RNA polymerase II transcription regulatory region sequence-specific DNA binding; protein dimerization activity. The transcript is spliced from 9 exons. Gene Ontology annotation, biological process: regulation of transcription by RNA polymerase II. The record is from RefSeq and is a predicted model, not a curated record. Gene Ontology annotation, cellular component: transcription regulator complex; nucleus; cytoplasm. NCBI's taxonomy places the organism in Eukaryota, Metazoa, Arthropoda, Insecta, Hymenoptera, Vespidae. The coding region runs from base 1013 to 3109 and encodes 698 amino acids.
UUUCUUUCUCCUAGUUUCCUAUUUGAUGGCCUUCACGACAGUGCACGCAACAAUGUUCCUGUGAAUUUUUCGAAACGUGCGAGGAAAAUAAACUAACGAGCAAACCCGACGGUGACACAUACCUCUGUUUAAUUCGUUUUCGUGAACCAUUUCCGAUGUUGUAGAUUUGCUUUUUAUUGACUCUUCUUUUCUUUCUUUCUUUCUUUCUUUUUUCAUUUCUUUUUUUCAUUUUUUCUCCUUUCUUCCUCACACCGGACCGACAAUGACGACAUUUAUUCCUGUGAAACAUCCACCUAUUAGUUAUUAAACACGGAUAUAAAUACCUGUUAUUUGUUAGAACGAAACGUACGAAUAAAAAAGAAAGAAAAAGAAAGAAGAAACGAAAGAAAAACAGAAGAAAAAAACAACAAAGUGUUCGCAAGAUAUCCAAUUGAAAGCCAGGAAUCAUAGUUUUUAUCUAAAAAAGAAAUUUAUAUAUAUAUAUAUAUAUAUAUACAUGAAAAUCGCGGAUGCCGAGUGCCGAUCGUUUACCCAAAGGAUGAUAAAGAAAGAUUUUCCUUCUUUCGUUAUUUUUCGUUUCUUUAUAAAUUCAACUAUGAAGCCGAAGAGUUUGUUAAGGAACAACGGUGGAUUUGGCGUUUCGUUUUCCGAAGUGUGUCAAGCACCGACGGCUUGAUAAAAGUGCUCGCCACUUUUGAGAAGUCGGUGGUGUGCUGAAAUCGCUUUGCGACAAGGGAGACUAAUUGGUCCUCGCCUGUUCUGAGGCGCCAAUGAGAAGCCUGCUCUUAUUCAAGCAAAUAGUCCAACUUCAGAUCUCACCCUAGAUCUCAGCAAUUCUCGGCAUCAUUAUCAUUAUCAUCAUCGUCAUCACCAUCACCAUCAUCAUCGACGUAACGACAGCCAGAACCAAAACCACAACAACAAUAACAGUAUUAUCAAUAACAACAAUAAAAAUAACAACAAUAACAACGACUCGAUAAGCCUUGUGACGAGCGAACCUCAGGAAGUCGUGAUGAAGGAGAAAAGUAAGACAGCGGCCCGAUGGCGCCGGGAAAAGGAAAAUAAGGAAUAUCUUGAACUUGGAAAACUGCUGCCACUUCCGUCGACGAUCACCUCACAAUUGGACAAAGCCAGUAUUAUCAGGCUAACCACUAGCAACCUCAAGAUGAGAGCACUAUUUCCUCACGGGUUGGGGGAUGACUGGGGUACUAGACCACCUCCUAGUAGUCCUUUAGAAGCAGGUAUUAAAGAAUUAGGAUCACUUUUUUUGAAAACUCUGGACGGUUUCGUAUUUGUCGUGACACCCGAUGGAAAAAUCGUCUACGUUAGUGAAACGGCCAGUGUACAUCUAGGAAUGUCUCAGGUUGAAUUAACAGGUAACAAUAUAUAUGAAUACAUUUGUCAGUACGAUCACGAAGAGAUGUUUUCGGUAUUGAAUCUCCCACAAAAUCCGGCGGAUCUCACCGACUUUAUGUUUCCACCGCCGAACUCACGUGGUGAAAUCGACCUAGAACGUGUCUUCUUCCUGAGAAUGAAGUGUAUCUUAGCGAAGAGAAGCGCGGGUCUUGUCACGGAAGGAUACAAGGUUAUUCACUGUUCGGGUUACCUCAAAUGCAUCAUUGAAAGUUCAACCAGCUCGGAAUACGAAGAUGGUGCUGCUGGUAGAUGUAUCAGGAAUAUUUGUCUCCUAGCCGUCGGCCAUUCCUUUCCAACCUCCGCCAUUACAGAAAUCAAACUUUACAACAAUAUGUUCAUGUUCAGGGCGUCCCUCGAUCUCAAGAUGAUAUUCAUCGACUCGAACGCAACGAAUUUAACAGGCUACCAACCACAGGAUCUCAUCGAGAAAACUCUCUACCAUUACGUACAUGGAAGCGACGCGUUACAUCUGAAACAAGCACAUCGAGUUCUACUACGAAAGGGUCAAGUGACAACAAAGUACUACAGAUUUCUAACGAAAUUGGGCGGUUGGGUGUGGAUGCAAUCGUAUGCCACGGUCGUUCAUAAUACAAGAAGCUCAAGGCCUCAUUGCAUCGUCUCAGUGAAUUAUAUUUUAACAGAGAUUGAAAACAUGGGACUGGUGUUGAAUUGCGUCGAGGGACCUUGUUCCACGAGUCCUAGUAAUCCAUCUAGCACGGCCUUAACAACACCAACGACAAGUGCCAAUACGAACAAAUUGGAAAAUCACAGUCCAAGUUCGCCGUCCUUUCGUGGAAGAGUCAAAGAAUCACCAGAUACGGAUUAUACAGACAGUUCCGGUUAUUCUGGUACAGAAUUCAUAGCCUGUUCUACGAAUUAUAGUCAUUUUCUUUCGUCCCCUUAUGCCGUUAACGGACCGAUGCUCGAAGAUGGCACUUAUUACAAUACUGAAGUUUUUCACUUGUACGGAGAUAUAAGUCACGAUCCACUUACCACGGUACCACCACCGCCACAACAACAACAACAACAACAGCAACAACAACAACAACAACAACAACAGCCACAAGAAACACAUCAUCAUCAAAUACAAAGUAAUCAACAGAGGAGGCCAUAUUCUACGUCAUCCAGUUCUUGCGGUAGCACCGAUGCUAUGGAUAACCAUUUACCUAGUCCAAUCGGUUUACAUUCUAUUCCGUCAGGAUAUCAUCCACCUCCUCCUGCACCUCAUCCGCCUCAUCAUCAUCCUCAUCAUCAUCAUCAUCAUCACCACCACCACCAUCACAAUCAGCAUCAGCUUGCAGACUCGACCUCGUCGAGCAUCACAGAAACAGGUGGCAGUGUCAUCAUGUAUUCCGAUUGUGGCUUUGAUAACAACGACGUUUACAGUGGUGUACCAACGACAACGCCAACGACCCUUCAACAUCACGAUGCCUCUUAUCAGGCACAAAGAAAUACAAACGGAACUGCCGGGAACAAUGUUAAACAACAGCCCCAACAUCAUCACCAUAUCGAACAAUCAACCGCUGGUUAUACAAGCGUUAUCGUCGACUCUCAACAAUAUAGUCCAAAUGCUACGCAAGAUCUUCACCCCCAUGCUGGUCAUCAUCAAGUUGUCACGUCGAGUGGUACCACGUCUCCUCUAGUAACGCAUCAUCAGCAUUAUUACGAAACGCAUCACCAAUUCGUUCACUGACACCAAACGAUGAUGCGAGUGAUGCUUGUCGUCGAGACAUCAACAAGUUUACGAAUUCAAUGAUUCUAGGACCCAAUGAUUAUCCUGCAAUUUUAUUGAGAUUUAAUCGGGCUCCUUUAAAGUAUAAUGAAUGAAAAGAUUGAAUAGAAAAAUAAUAAUAAUAGUAGUAAUAAUAAUAAUAAUAAUAAUAAUAAUAAUAAUAAUAAUAAUAAUAAUAAUAAUGAUUAAAAUAAUUAAAAAAAAUAAUAAUAAAGGAAAAACACUGACACAGAUACACACACAUAUUCACACACACGCACACACAAUAAUAAUAAUAAUAAUAAUAAUAAUAAUAAUAAUAAUAAUAAUAAUAAUAAUAAUAAUAAUAAUAACAAUAAUAAUAACAAUAAUAAUAAUAAUAACAACAAAAACAAUAAUAAUAAUAAUAAUGGAAACGAAAGUUUCGAAAGAAGACAUCACUAGAUUCGGUUUCGAUCGAUGCGUCAAUUCGAAAGACUGUCAAGUAAUGUAAAUUUUCUCCAAAUGCACGAUCAUUUAUAUCAACAUAUCAAAUGAGAUCGAUCGUCUUGACGAAUUCUUUGUUUUCUUCUCAUUCUAUGAUAAAUUGCCCUGCGUUACAAUUUAUUCCCAUCUUUUUAGUGAGAUAACAACAACAACAACAAAAAUAGAAAGAAAAAAAAAGAAAAAAAAAAGAAAACGAGACAUACUUCACUAAUACGUGUUAGAAAUUCUCUUUCCAAUUACAAAAAUCUCUUAUAUCGUCGAUAGAAUAAUUUUAUGUAAUUAAGUUAAUAAUAUCUUUCCCUUUGUAUCCUCUCGAUCAAUCGUCUACAUACAUACAACAUACAUACAUACAUACAUACAUGCUUACAUACAUGCAUACAUACAUACACACACACAUAUAUAUAUAUAUAUAUACAUCCACACAAACGUACAUACUUUUUCUUCUAUAUAAUUUAAACGUAAUAUCGAUCUCAAGGAUUAUAUUGAGAAUAAAAAUUCAACCAAGGUUUUGUAAGAAAAAGAUUUUGGAAAAAAGAAAAAGUAAAAAAAAAAAACUGGAGAAAAGUGAAAAGAAAAAAAUAAGAAGAAGAAAAAGAGGAUUAAAUGAAAAAAAAAAGAAACAAUGAUAUGCUUAAGUCACGCUGGACGUGAGCAGUAUGUAUUUUCCCUCAUGGUGGUACAUUAAAUGAAUAAUAUAAUGAAGAUGAUAUCGAGUUGAACAAGGGAUCGAUAGUAUCCAACAUCGAGCAAAACGGACAUGACGUUGCGCAUUGCUCGUUUUCAUCGUCGUUGUAAAUGUAAAUAUAAAGUAAUCGGUCCCAAAUCGUAGUAACGUGUACAUAGCAUUUAAACUAUGUUAAUAAUUGAUUGAUUGAUUGAUUAAUUGAUUGAUUGAUUUAUUGAUUGAUUGAUUGAUUGAUUGAUCGCUAACGGAACUAUCGAAUUUGCUAAAAUCAGAUGUAAAUAGUUAUUUCUUACAUAGAUCCGAAGACUGACCGGUGCUUGUGCCAACCGACCAAAGAGAUAUGCCCUUCUUAAUAAAAAAAAAAGAAAGAAAAAAAAGAGAGAGAGAGGGAGAGAGAGAGAGAGAGAGAGAGAGGGAGAAAGAAA